ACAAAAUUCACGAUAUCAUUUAAAAAUGCAGAAAACGCCGAAGCCUGUACAGCAGUAGAGAUUCCAAAAUCGUAAAUUUAAGUCACCAAAAUCUCAAAUUUGCAUGUAUUUGUAUUUAAAAAAAAAAGUGAGAAUUAAAGUAAAUAAAUAAAAAAGGAGGUAAUUUGAAACAGUGGAAAAGGCUUUUCCAAAAGAAUCAACUGUCCUUUCUCAAAAAAAAAAGAAAAAAAGAAUCAACUGUAUUCUUUGCUUCUAAACAACAGUAGGAAACUGCUGUUUGCAAAUCUGGAGGGUCUUUCCCGCAGCAAUCCGACAGUUUUCCAAGAACCCAUUUUUACAACAUAUUGUCCAAUUCCAUCUCUUCUUUCGAGUAGUUUCCAUUUUCUAAGCUUUUGCGCUUAAUCAUUAUGGAUAAAUGAAAAAGGUAUAAUAAGAUUUGAAAUAUCUCACUACUCCUGUCUCUGUUUCGGGGGCGCAUCGGAUUCUAGAAGUGGGCAAGUCAAGUGGAAAAACAAAGUUAUAGUAUAUUUUUUUGUUUAAUUUUCAAAAACAUCUCUGUUCAGUUUCGGAGUUUUGAUUGAUUUUGAGUUGAAGAUCCGAGAGGGAAAUGGAACCCCCAACGGGGUUGUGGGCUUCUUUGUGGAAUUUCAUACGUUUCUUGCCUUUCUUCAUUGGCCUUCUCAUUCUCGGAGUUCUCAAAGGUAUUACUAUGUUCCCAGUGAUAUUUCUCAUUAUCACAUUUGGAAUCUCUGUGAUAAUACUCGGUCUUUUGCCUAUUCACUGCUUUUAUACCUACUACUGCGUUUUGAGCACAAAACAAUUUGGUCCCGGUUUGAAGCUUGUGCUCUGCAUUUGCAUUCCUAUCUUCGUAAUAGCAUGGCCGCCCGUUGGAAUUGCCUGUGCCGUCUUUGGUGGAGCAGCUUACGGCCUGCUUGCACCAAUGUUUGCCACCUUCCAGGCGAUCGAGGAAGGGAAAACGGACAAAUUCUAUCACUGUAUUUGUGAUGGAAUUUGGAGCACUUUGAAAGGAAGCUUCACUAUCAUCAGAGACUUCUUAGAUGUUUGUUUCCACUCUUAUUUCUCAAUUAUGGAUGAGCUACGACAUCAAGAGCCUGCAGAGGGCAAAUAUUAUGAGAUUAGAUUGCUUUACGUUCCCCUAGCUCUUAUAGCUGGGGUACUCGGUGCAGUGGUCGAUUUUCCAGUUAUCUCAGUUAUAGCCCUGUGUAAGAGCCCGUACAUGCUUUUCAAGGGUUGGCAUCGCUUGUUUCAUGAUUGCAUCGGACGUGAAGGACCGUUCUUGGAGACUAUUUGCGUGCCAUUCGCUGGUCUGGCCAUUUUACUCUGGCCUUUGGCUGUUGUUGGGGCAGUGUUGGGCUCCAUGGUAUCAAGCAUCUUCUUGGGCGCUUAUGCUGCUGUGAUCGUCUAUCAGGAGAGGUCUUUCUGGUAUGGAUUGUGUUAUAUUGUUGCUUCGGUUUCUAUUUAUGACGAAUACAGCAACGAUAUCCUCGACAUGCCUGAAGGGUCCUGCUUUCCUAGACCAAAUUAUAGAAAGAAAUCUAAGAUGCCUCCGUCACACACUACCUCGUCUGCUUCUUUUUCAAGGCCCAGCUCUUUCAAAAAGGCACCCUCGCGAACGAGCUCUCUAAUGGCACCUAUGGUCGAGUUGAAGCCCCUGGAGUUAGCUGAUGCCUUGUUUGAGGAGUGUCGGCGCCAGGGUGAAGCUAUGGCUUCGGAAGGGAUAAUAACCUUACAAGAUAUCGAGGAUGGCAAGAACGACAAAUCUGGUGGCGGAGUGUUGAGCGUUGGCUUACCUGCUUAUUGCAUUCUUCAAGCACUUCUACGCUCAGCAAAAGCCGAUACAAGUGGCAUAUUGCUAAGCGACAACGAGUCUGAAAUAACUUCAUCUAAUAGGCCUUCAGACAAGUUUUUCGAGUGGUUUCUCAAUCCGCUCAUUAUCAUCAAAGACCAGAUCAAAGCCGACAAGCUUUCUGAGGAAGAGGAGCAAUACCUUGGCAUGCUGGUUUUGCUGAGCGGAGAUCCGGAGAGGUUGAAGAACUCGAAUAUUGGGCAAGUACCUAAAUCUGAGCUCAGACAAGCCGAACUUGAUGCUAUUGCUCGAAGACUUCGAGGAAUCACUAAAUCUAUAACAAGAUAUCCAACGUUUAGACGUCGUUUUGAUGCUAGUACAAAGUGCAUUCUAGAAGAGCUUGCUAGGAAGAAUGAAGGUAGCGGAAAAUCCGGCAGCCGUAGUCCUAUACCUCUGCAGAAAUCGAAAAGCAUGUUUGGGAGGAUGUUUAGCCAGAAAUCUUUCAAGGGACGAUCGAACGAUCGUGGCUCUUCGCAGGUGAAUCGAACGGCCUCUGAGAGAGACGUAGAAAUUUCAUGAAAAUAUUUUGGUCUGUUGUUGUUUCAGCUGGUAAAUUUGCCAUUUUAGGUAUGUAAAUCUUACAUUGCAAACCUAUGUUUUCAUAGUUCCAUUAAUAUAUGCACAGAUGUGGUUUUCUUUA
Molecule: messenger RNA, 2507 nt
Organism: Salvia miltiorrhiza (redroot sage)
Lineage: Eukaryota; Viridiplantae; Streptophyta; Magnoliopsida; Lamiales; Lamiaceae
Exons: 10
Coding region: 608-2386 (592 amino acids)
Source: RefSeq, a predicted model, not a curated record